This is a messenger RNA of Penicillium cosmopolitanum, 2058 nucleotides long. Its product is annotated as WD40 repeat domain-containing protein. Gene Ontology annotation, molecular function: protein binding. The transcript is spliced from 3 exons. The record is from RefSeq and is a predicted model, not a curated record. NCBI's taxonomy places the organism in Eukaryota, Fungi, Ascomycota, Eurotiomycetes, Eurotiales, Aspergillaceae. The coding region runs from base 1 to 2058 and encodes 685 amino acids.
AUGGCGUCCCAAGAGGAUCAAAGGCUGCACAAUGUGGGAGUCGCGGCUCUCGCUGCCAUCGCGCAAUACCCGCAUGCCGUGAAUGAUGAGAGCAAUUCUCUUUUAGUGUCGGAGGUGGUGCAUGCGAUGACUGGCAGGUCCCUGCCAGUGUACCAUCACCACAACCCCCAUCCAACCCUUGGCGACCAAGUGCAGUCACCUUCGAAUCCUGAAAUCAAUUUUUCGCCACUAUCCUUUUCCCCGGUGUCCGACGGGAAUAGCGUGCCGUCUGGAUCGAAUGCUCUCUCGCCACUCUCGCAGGACGAUACCGAUAUCGACAUGGAGGGCAUUGUGCAAGACCUGAUCGAGCGCACUGCAACAUGGCCUAACAUCGCGACAAUUGCGAACGAGAGCGAUAUCGAGAAGGAUAUGGUGAAGGAUUACGAUCCUGAAUUCGAGGACCACACCUCGCCGUCGACUACCCCGGACGAUGAAUUUGAAGAUUUCCUCCGGUUUUACCCCGACGAGGAGGAAUAUUACCGCGAGGAAAAUGAGCCGCGGUCUCUGGAGCCUGGUAUGCAUGAGGUGGACUUGGACGAGUUUUAUCACACCAUCAACUAUGACACUCAAGAUGUGGAUAUUCCUGAGGUUCCGGGCACUCCACCCUUGGGUCCUUUCCCGGGAGUCGAUGAGCUUGAUGCCCAUCCUCCCUCCAUCAUUCACACUACAACCCAUGAACGAAACCUCACUAUUGAUGAAUUUAUCCAGCGCACAGAAUCCCCCCCGCAGCUACGCCCGCUAUCGAAAAUGAUGAGCUGGACUCCUCACCGUGAUGUGUACCGGCCGCAUACAUAUGAAGAUGACAUAUAUGAUCUUCAACAAAUCCCUUGGGCGGAGACUUUGAAAGUCAAACCCAGUGAGGCGCGCGCCCUUCGCGAUGCAUGGUACACAUCAUACCACAAUAUCCCCAAAAACUCCCAUAGCCGCCGCCUCAACCAUCUCCCCCAAGAUGAAUUAUUCUUCCAAGAAAAGUCAAUGCAUACCGCACACAAAGCGACAAUCGAACACUUCCAACUACGAAACCUGAUGUCGGUCCCUGCCUACAACACCAUCAACUUCGCCAGCCGUUCAAAAGUCUACUCAUGGGCCCCAUCCUUCGAUGAGAACCGAGUCCUCAUCGACCUAUCACGAGCAUACCCAGAAAGCGGCUUCCUAGGCCCAGUCAAAAUCUCCAGUAUGAAGACCGCGCACGGUCUCACCAUCGCAGGUGGUUUCUGCGGCGAAUACGCCCUUCAAGCUUCCGACGGCGCAGGAUCCGGCGCUAAGGGCCUAGUCACGCCCGACCCGAGCGACGGCAUCACAAACCACGUGGACAUUGUUCCAAAACGGACCGGCAGUUCUCCAAUCUGCGUCUUCUCCUCGAAUGACCGCCACCUCCGAGUCCUCGACUGUGAAACAAACACCUUCCUCUCCGACCAAGAACUCUCCCGCCCGAUCAAUUGCACCGCCACAUCUCCGGACAGCCGUCUCCGCGUCGUCAUCGGUGAUUCCCCGGAUGCUUGGGUCAUUGAAGCCGACACCGGAAGACCAGUCCACCCUUUACGCGGACACGAAGAUUUCGGCUUCGCUUGCGCCUGGUCCCCCGACAUGCGCCACAUAGCAACAAGCAACCAAGACAAAAAAGUAAUCAUCUGGGACGCGCGCACAUGGCGAAUUCUCGAAACAAUCGACUCCGACGUCGCGGGGUAUCGAUCAUUACAUUUCUCCCCUGUGGGCGGUGGACCACGAACACUCCUCUGCGCCGAGCCAGCAGAUCGAAUAUCCAUUAUAGACGCGCAGCUCUACCAGUCUCGACAGGUGCAUGAAUUCUUCGGCGAGAUUGGCGGGGCGGAUUUCUCGCCUGAUGGGGGGACAGUGUGGGUUGCUAAUACGGAUCCGCAUUUUGGCGGGUUUAUGUCAUUUGAGAGGCGGGAGUGGGGGAGGGAAUUUGGGGUUUUGGAUUUGGUGAAUGAGUUUGUUGGUGAGGACCGGCUUGAUGAGGAUGAGAGUGAUGAGGAACAUGAUUUGUUUGUUCUUUAG